AUGCCUUCUUUUGAAUUACCGCCUAUUCAAAACAACCCAGAUGGAGGUUGGGGACCAUCUCAGGCAAAUUUUCCUCAAGAUUUCAAGUUCAAGGACAUCCCCUAUGCACCCUUUUCAAAAGCCGACAAAAUUGGUCGUUUUGCAGACUGGAAUGAUCUGACGGGCGAUAAUCGCCAAACCGCUGCUGGUCUGGCUGCUGGAUCAAAAUCUACGGGCUCGAAUAGAAGGAGAGAAGGCCAGCAACCGUUUGGAAGUGGAGUUGCGAAUGCAUUCGCAUAUUUCCACGUCGAAGACGAGGCGAGCUUCUCGCUUGUUGACAACAAAUCAAGUGCUCCCAGGCGGACUGGUGCAGGCGGCUUUGGUAGAGGACGGGGAGCUUCCAGAGGUGCUGGAACAAAUUCUCGUACCGGACAGCGCGGAGGGCGCGGGGGAUUCCAGACAGGACGCGGUGGCGCGCAACGCGGCGGAGGAAGAAGGGGAUGGAGAGACUGGGAGAAGAACACGCGUACUCGAGAGUCCUCUGUUACUAUCUCUCCAUCAUGGGCAAUGCUGGAAGAAAUCGAGUUCCAUCGCCUUGCCAAGCUGCGGCUGGAAGUGGAUGAACCCGAGGAUCUAGAGAAUUACGGGAGGCUCUUUCCCUACGAUAAGACCUAUGAUCGUAUCACGACCAAAACCGAACGACCUCUCCAGCUUGUUGACAGGAUUAAAUAUAACACGACGACUUCUGAUGACCCAGUUAUACAGCAGCUUGCUUCUAAGGAUGUCGCCACCAUCUACACAACAGAUGUUAUUCUGAGUGUUCUCAUGUGCGCGCCGCGAUCUGUAUAUCCUUGGGACAUUGUGAUUGUUCGCGAAGGAAACAAGCUAUUCCUCGACAAGCGCGAUGGAGGUCCGUUUGAUACAGUAACCGUUAACGAGAACGCGACAGAUCCGCCCCAGGACCCCACAGCACCGACCAAUCCAAACAAUCCUAACGAAAAGGUUGCACAGGCAGAGACCCCUUCUAUCAAUACAGCCAAUUCCUUAUCUCUUGAGGCAACGUACAUCAAUCAGAACUUUGGCUUCCAGUCUGUCAUUGAGGCACCACCUCCGCCGGCAGUCGACUUCGACAAACCAAAUCCUUUCUAUGGCCCCGACGAAACGGAUCCACUCGCGUCAUGUGGCUAUCGCUACCGAGUCUUUGACAUGAGUGUGUCAGAAGACGAGGACGUCAAAAUAUGUGUUCGCACGGAAGUAGAUGCAUACAUCCCUGGUCAGGGUAAUCCUCAAAGCGGACAAGGACUAGCCACGAUUCGAGCGCUUAACGAGUUUGACUCCCGAGCACAAGGAGCCGGUGGAGCGCCUGACUGGCGGUCAAAGCUGGAUUCGCAACGCGGUGCAGUCGUUGCAACGGAGAUGAAGAAUAACAACUGCAAACUCGCUAAGUGGACAGUGCAAAGUGUGCUUGCAGGAGCUGAGGUCCUCAAAAUUGGAUAUGUCUCGCGUUUAAAUCCGCGCGAUAACACGCGCCAUGUGAUUCUGUCGACGGCAUCUAUGCGGCCUAUGGAAUUCGCGGGACAGCUCAAUAUCUCACUCGCUAACGGCUGGGGAAUCGUUCGCACCGUCACAGAUCUCUGCAUGAAAAUGCCCGAGGGAAAAUACGUCCUGGUCAAGGACCCCAACAGACCCGUUAUUCGUCUAUACUCAGUUCCCAUGACCGCCUUCACUGGCGAGGAAGAGGAAGAGGCGGAAGGCGAGGAAGAUGUUCACGAAUCUGACAACUAA
Fomitiporia mediterranea MF3/22 is the source of this 1764-nucleotide messenger RNA. RefSeq names its product translation initiation factor eIF-3, subunit D. Lineage: Eukaryota; Fungi; Basidiomycota; Agaricomycetes; Hymenochaetales; Hymenochaetaceae. Gene Ontology annotation, cellular component: cytoplasm; eukaryotic translation initiation factor 3 complex. Gene Ontology annotation, molecular function: translation initiation factor activity. The transcript has 6 exons. The record is from RefSeq and is a predicted model, not a curated record. The coding region runs from base 1 to 1764 and encodes 587 amino acids. Gene Ontology annotation, biological process: translational initiation.